Molecule: messenger RNA, 3894 nt
Organism: Pectinophora gossypiella (pink bollworm)
Lineage: Eukaryota; Metazoa; Arthropoda; Insecta; Lepidoptera; Gelechiidae
Exons: 14
Coding region: 393-2777 (794 amino acids)
Biological process (GO): negative regulation of centriole replication
Molecular function (GO): microtubule binding
Source: RefSeq, a predicted model, not a curated record
UAGUUGUCUACCGAGGAAAAUGCAUAACGGAUUUGAAUAGCAACGCGAUUCACGUCAGAGAAGCACCAAUUACAUUGUAUAGUGAGUCAGCCGACGGCGCAGCCGCGCUACGGACGCCAGCAAUUAGGUUUUUUACGAUACAAAUUUCUAAAUUCAAAAGAAACGCGACUAGAAAACGAAACGAAACGAACUCAAACACAUACUCUUUUCGAAAAUUUAACUUCUCGACGAAUUUUUAAUUGUUUAAAACGAUUUUCUUUUCGAACUAAAUUUUAGUGCGGUCGAUUUUUUGUGAUUUUCUUUUUCUGAAGUGAACUUUUUUGUAGUUUGUACUGUUAUAAAGUGCCAGUGUUUUAGUGAGAUGGUGUCGUGAUCGACAUUUGUUUGUUGCAAUGGAAAGAAGUGUUUUGGCAGAUACGAGACACGUACAUUGGGCUUCGGAACUGCACUCUGAAUACCGCAGCACGUACCGAUGGCACGAGUUCAAGCAGCAGCAGCCGGCGCAGGAUGGCGUGGUGCAGCAACCUGCGCGCACGCCGCCUUCCGCACUGCCGCUACAGCGCGGUCCCAUCGAGCCGGCGAUGCCGCGUCGCAAAAAGUACCCCGGAGUGGCGUACAAGGCCAACGAGUUCUUUGACCCGGCGCCUGCUGACGACAUACGGCCGCAGAACACCGACCGGGCGCGGAGCGCUCAAAGGAAUGACAACGACCGCGCUGGCCGACGCAGCAAGUCCGAGGGUCCUCGACAACCACGAUGGACUGACACCGUUGAGCCCAAGGCGACCACAGCCCUGGGCGAGGUGAUGGCGAAGGAACCGGAGCCAGCCAGCACGGAAUACCGCAACCAGUUCGCUUGGCCCAAGGACACUGACGCCGCUCCUAGGAAGAGCAUCUCCAUGGGAGCAUUGAAGAAAGCCGCUGUUGCUGAAGGGUCUACCGAAGCAGAGCCACUGAUGAACCACGUGGACGGAGACCACAAUGAUAGACACAAACCCUACAUUGAAGACUACCUAUGGAACGGGCAGAAACCAGGAGUGCAGAGAAAAUCGACGUUCCGUAGCGCGCUAUCGGCCCUCAUAUCCAACGGGGAGGAUCGUACCAAAGAUAAUAGGAAACGUUUCAAAAGCGAGUACAAAAAGAAAUUUAGACCGUUCUCUCAGUACGUGUACGAGGCGUCUAAAGGGACAUUUACGAAAUGCAGGGGGAAAGGGAAGUCGAAUGAGGAGGCGAAAGAGGCGAGCGAGAGGAUGCUGGACGGGGCGGGGGCGGCGCGCGGGGGGGAGGGAGGUAGGGACGAGGAAGACAGCGCCAGCACGUUGCGCGCGGCAGGGCUGCAGCCGCUCACACGGCCGCAGGGUGACUCCUGGUACCGCGAGGUGCUGGACCUACGCAAGCGCGCCGGCGAGUACAAGUACCGCGGCUGGGGGACGGAGUUAGCCCCCGAGCACAUCACACAGCUUUACAAUAAGCAAAUCGAACUGUGGUACCAAGUAUCUCGGCGGUCCUCGCUCUCGGCCCUUUCACUCGCUUCCACCAAUCACAAAGCACUGCCUCGGGACGAGAAAGACGGGAAGGAAUCCAAGGGCCACUCCCCGAAGAAGUUCAGGUCGUUCCGCUCGGCGCCGCACCAGUCCAUCCAUGCGAAGCUGCAGGAGACCAAGGCGUUGGAACGCUCCCCGCACAAGACUUCGCCCCAGAAGCAGAGGAAGAAGAUGCAUGGACAUAGCUUCGAUGACGGAGCUGCCCAUGAUGGGGCUAAAACCGAGCCGGCGGCGUUCCGAUCCCCCCGACGGCGGCCCCGCUCAGCCGACCCGGCGCCCGCGCCUGCGCACUCCGUCAAACACGUGCCCAACGGACACGAGCCCCACCCGCGCCCCGCCAAGCCUACUGGUUUGCCGUUGAGUAGAGGAGGUAGUAGUAGAGUUAGGUCGACCACGCGGGGAGGGCGAUCGCCAUCUGCGCCGAGCAAAACUGGGACCAUUGGGGCUUCAGGGCCUGGCGCAUUGGCCAAUGGGGCAACGGGUACACCGGGCCGGGGCCGCCGCAGUCGCAGCGUCUCGAAAGUGGGGAUAAAAUUGGAUGACGAGAUCCCGGCCCACCGUAGCGCUUCGGUUGCUAAAGAUCAUUUCUUCGACGAUUCUCCAGUGGUGAAGUCCCCUCCAGAACCGACUCGGGUGAAGUCCCCCGAACAGAUGAACAUGCGGUCACCCGACCCCGUCAACUGGACUGUCCCGCUAGACACCGGGAAGACUUUCACUGUCACCCAAAAUGUGAAAAGCGAUGAGAGCGUUAAGCGCCCUAGCUCUGAGUUUAAGGGUGGCUCCGUGGCAGACGACGGCGUGACUGCGAAGCUGGCAGAAAUCGCACCGAUUCACCACCAACAAAUGUCUCCGAUUCGCUCACUGAAGAAGAGCGAGUCGCCUACUAGCCUGAGCAAACGCACGGAUAAGACCCCCACCACACCCGUGAGCUUGACACCUAUCGAUGAAACCAGGGCCUUGGACAUGAAACAGGUCAACGGGGUCAACGGAGUCAAUGGAGUCAACGGAAUGAAUAGCAACCAAUUGACCCCCGAAACUCCUACCCAAGAACCCUUGAAGGAAAAGGAAGUAAUAAAAAAAUCAACUGAAGCGACUCAAGUCGCCCCAGGGGUUGUCGAUACUACCGUUGUAAAUGACCCGGCCAGUGGCGGCCUGUCUGCCUCUGAAGUCCUGGACAGGGCUCGUACGAGGUUUGACAAGUUCUGGGGUGGUAAGAAAGAUGAAGACAAUGUGUAGGACUUAACAUGUUACAAAAAUUUCAAACGUGAAUCGUGACAUUUGAACUAGAUACCAAUAUUGUUUCACUGCCUUAAAUUUAUAUCACGAAAUGAUACUAUUUAAUUGCAAUGUCAAUUUUACUAUCUUCUGCACUGUUUUUACCAUUCGUGAUAUAAGGAAUCAAUAUUUAGAGCUUCACAAAAUAAAACUACUUACUACGUUCAAAAUGUCACUAUUCACGAAUGGAAAGUCAAGAAUCAAUGUAGGAAAAAAUAAAUGCAGUGUAAAACUGAUAUAAAAAAGAAAAAAAGCUUCGCUUUAUAACGACGACUGUAAUAUGUAUUUAUUAAUUUAAUAUUUUAUCAUAAUGAUCACUGUCUAUAUAAUAGGAGUGUGGUGGCUUGUGAUAGUAGUAUCGAUCAGUGAUGAAUCGUAGGUUACUAUUAAUAAUAACUAAUUCAAUUUAUUGGUUAAAAGUAUAUUUAUAAAUACGUGGGGAAAAUUUAAAUCUCGAUAUAAAUAGUUCACCUUGUAUAAGUUUUUGAAUAUUCCUUUGUAAGUUUAAAAUCUCGAAGGUUAUUAGCUGACAUUCCUGAAGACUUCAAAAUAGCUGUGACGUAGAUCCAACCGACCGUCUAUUCAUAGUUCUGAAUCAUUUUAUUUUAUUAUACUAAGAAAAAUGAUGGAACGAUUACAAAAGAUAUUACCAGUUCUGUAUUAAAUUAUAUAUUUAUUGUUGUAAUUAUGUCUUAUAAUAUGUUUUACUAUUAUUUACUUGUCGUGUACUUAUGCUUUUUAUGCAAAUCGAAAUUCAAAUAAUUUAAGGAACGUAAGUUACUUACUAUGGCUAUUUUUUUUUAAAGAAUACUGCGACCCAUUCUGAAACUAAAUUAUCACUCUGAAAUUUCAAUAUUUUGUUACAUCUUAUGUAAUGCUAUCAAUCAAAUACGUAUGAAAUUAACAAAAAGCAAUGUAUACACAACAUAAUAUGUGCCGUCCAACGUAGUAUUUUUGGCAAAACUUAUAUUUUUCAAGUAAAUAUUUUAGCUAUAGUUGUAUUAAUUGAUACGCUCUCAAUUUUCGAACGUUCCUAAUUUCAGCCUAUCAAGGAUUCGUUUUUGGCGGGAAUUAUACA